This is a messenger RNA of Cuscuta europaea, 3040 nucleotides long. Lineage: Eukaryota; Viridiplantae; Streptophyta; Magnoliopsida; Solanales; Convolvulaceae. The record is from the annotation of a GenBank genome assembly.
AUGAGAAAGGCGUGAGUUUUUCCUUGAAAAUGGUGAGCAAGACAAAUACGCAACACUAGUAGGUACUAAAAGCAAAGUGUACUGUAAAAAAAAACGUUUUCCCCUCCGGUCUAUCCUUCUCUAUCUAAUUUCUCUCUCGCUGACCCCAUGAGAGCCUCCUCUCCUCAACCCAGCUCUUUGUAAAUCAAUUCUUCAUACGCUACUCUUACCUGCUUUUCUCUCCUCGCCAAACCCUAGAAUUCCCAGUCUUUGACGAAUAUGAUGGCUUCUCAGAUUAGGUGAAGUGUUGACUUAUUGAUCUGCAUAUAUAAUUGCGUGUGAAUGUGUAGGAGUUGCUAAGGGUGCCGGUUCUACAGCUGGCUUGUAACUAUGGAGAGAUCAUCUUUCCGGGAAUUCAAGGACUUCACCGACUCAUUCAGCUGCGUCUCUGGUUUUGGUGCAGAAAGUAGACUUUUCGAUGCUUCUCACUAUGCCUUCUUCGGGCAAGGAGAUGAAGUUGAAUUGGGCGGUUUGGAGGAUGAAGAAGGUAGUAGCAGUAGUAGUAGCGUUCCUGUUGUGGGAGGAGUUGCAGGUGGGGACAGUGAGAUACAUGAGUAUCAUUUAUUUGAGAAAGAUGAGGGGUCUGGAUUAGGAUCUUCGUCUGAUCUAGAUGAUCUAGCUACAACCUUUUUGAAGUUGAACAGAGUUGUUGCAGGUCCAAGACAUCCUGGAGUUAUUGGUGACCGUGGGUCAGGAUCUUUUUCAAGGGAAAGCUCUUCCACAACUACAGCUGAGUGGGCAAAAGAUGCAGAUCUUCCUGACUUGCUUGAUCAUCAUUUAUCUGACACAGAAUGUUACAGGGAAAGCAAAAGAUGGUCUUCUCAGCCACAUCUCUCUUCUCUGCAUCAUCUUUCAGAGUCAAAACCACUUCAUAGGACAUCUUCAUAUCCUGAACCUAUUUCACUACUAAGAUCUCCUUUCUCAUCAUUUCCUCCUCCUGGUGAUAGUUCUCAACAGACUUCACCAAACAACCUACACCAGUCACCCUUCUCUGAUUCAAAUGUGUCUUCUCUGUCAAACCCUAAUUUGCAUUUGUCUGCCUUUUCUCAUGGGCCUCAGUAUGGAAAUAGGCCCCAACUAAUCUCUCCCCAUUUCUCCAUAAAUAACCAUCUACAGAACAACUGGGUCACCCAUUCAAACACCGGGUUGCCGCCACAUCAGUUUCUGCAUCCCAAUGUUAUACUUUCCCCUCAGUUGAUGUCCCCUGAGCACCAGAGACUGCAAUUUUCUUCUCCAGCCACUUUCCCCCAUCUUCCUGCUGUGAGAUCUCAUCACCUGUAUAAUUCUCUUUCUGCCCCAUCUCACCUGGGUAAAUAUGUCUUACCUGAUUCAAGACCGAAAUCACACAAAGGUAAAAGUGUGAGAUUUGCUCAACAAGGACCUGAAUCAAGUGGUAGCCCAAAAAAUGAAUCAAGUAAGGUCUUGCAGUUCAGAUCCAAGUACAUGACGGGCGAAGAAAUCGAAAACAUUCUCAAAUUGCAGCAAUCCGGGACCCAUUGCAACGAUCCGUAUGUCGAUGAUUAUUACCACCAAGCCCGACUUGCUAAGAAGUCAAAAUACCGUCUCUGUCCAAAUCCAAGCAAAGAAACACCUUCCCGGUCUCGUAACAGCACAGAGUCACUACCCCAUCUGCGUGUUGAUGCUCAAGGAAGGGUUUCUUUCUCAUCUAUUCGUAGGCCAGCCUCUCUUCUGGAAGCAGACCCACCGGACUCAUCUUCUCGUCAAUCGAAAGACACCCCUUUGGAGCGUGAUCCAAAAUUUGCAGCUAGAAUCACAAUAGAGGACAGUUUCUAUCUUCUUCUUGAAAUAGAUGACAUUGACCGGCUUCUUCAGUUUAGCCAGCCACAAGACGGCGGAGCUCAGCUGAGGCAAAAACGGCAGAUGCUUUUAGAAGGUAUGGCGGCUUCACUUCAACUUGCAGACCCUCUUGGGAAAACCGCAAACCGCCAGAGCGAGCCAAAUCCUAGGGAUGAUAUUGUGUUCUUGUGGGUAGUCUCCAUCCCCAAAGGCAAGAAACUCAUAUCUAGAUACCUUCAGCUUCUUAUUCCAGGUGGAGAUCUCGCCAGGAUAGUUUGCAUGGCGGUUUCUCGUCACCUAAGGUUUUUGUUCGGUAGUGGGGCCAAGGAGGCGACCAAUCUUGCAAAGACGGUAUCAACAUGUGUCAGUGGGAUGGGCCUUAAUUCACUGGGUGCUUGUCUAGCUGCCGUAGUGUGUUCAUCAGAGCAACCACCUCUCCGCCCCCUUGGAAGCCCUGCUGGUGAUGGAGCCUCCCUCAUCUUAAAAUCUGUCCUGGAUAGGGCUUCUUACCUGUUAACGACCUUUGGCAUGCCAAACCAUGCCCUAUGGAAUGCUUCAUUUGACGCCUUUUUCGUUCUUUUGACGAGAUACUGUGUGAGUAAGUUUGACAAUAUAAUGCAUGCAGCUGUAAACACAGAAACAAGCGAAGAAGUGAGAAGGGCCAUAAAUAGCGAAAUGCCUGUUGAGCUUUUGCGUGCCAGCCUCCCCCAUACUAAUGAGAACCAAAGGAAGUUGCUAAUGAAGGUUGGUCAGGGUUCCAUACCUUCCGCAUCACAAAUAUAACUGCCAAAAGUCUGUGAAAUGUUAGCAGCAGGGGAAGUUAAAUACAUUAUCAUGGUCAUUCUCUCAACUUCUGAGCAGUGUUGUCAAAUGGCGGCUUUGGUGGAAAUAUGGCAGACUUCUAUCUGAAGUUUGUGAAGAGCAGUGGUUUUAUGGUGGCGAUUUUGGCAAUCCACCAUAAUACACCACUGAUCGUUAGUAACAUUGCUUUUGAGAAGACAUGGUUUGUGUAACUUUUUGCCAUAUAAGAAUAGAAGUCUCAUUUGAGUAAGUAUAUGUAAUUUCAAAUGGUGCUCUUGUUCAAUUCUUACUAAAGUGCUCCGUAUCAAAUUCAGUUAAAACUACAUAGUGCUUAAUUUAAGACAAGAGUGAGGAUAUUAAUAAAGAUCGGAAAAUUUUCCGAAAUAGAAGUGCUUUCAUGCCG